Messenger RNA from Danio aesculapii, 2446 nucleotides. It is a transcript of the gene engase, whose product is annotated as endo-beta-N-acetylglucosaminidase. The record is from RefSeq and is a predicted model, not a curated record. The transcript has 14 exons. Gene Ontology annotation, molecular function: mannosyl-glycoprotein endo-beta-N-acetylglucosaminidase activity. Gene Ontology annotation, cellular component: cytoplasm. NCBI's taxonomy places the organism in Eukaryota, Metazoa, Chordata, Actinopteri, Cypriniformes, Danionidae. Gene Ontology annotation, biological process: protein deglycosylation. The coding region runs from base 102 to 2273 and encodes 723 amino acids.
CACGCGGAAGCUGCGUCUGGUCUUUUAGUUUACCACAGUGACGGGUAAAAAAUAGAAAGUAACGUUACCUGUAAACUAACUGUCCUUUGAACGUUUGUAAAAUGGAUAGAGUUUCUACAAAAGACAAAGACAACAUGAUAACUCCAAAACGAAAACGUAAUGAAACUACAAGCGGCAAGAUUCCUAAAAUGGAUGAUAUCAGCUCUGAGUCCUGCCUCGAUCAACCAGCCGAUGAAAGUGUUCAUGAAGUAGUAACAUUCGAGCCAUCCACGCUGCCAUCAGUCCACUAUGAUCCUGACACAACGGAGCCCAUCAGCUGCAGUCUGAAGUCUCUCGAUGAGCUGCUGUCAUGGAAAAGAAAUGAAGCAAGUAUAUUUAAUGUGUCCAGUGUGCCUCUGGCUAGCAGGUAUCCUCCAUUCGAAAGCUGCCCAAGAAGGACAUUGGUGUCCCAUGACAUGAUGGGAGGCUAUCUGGAGGACAGGUUCAUUCAAGGUGCAGAGGUAGAGACUCCAUAUGCCUUCUAUCACUGGGAGUAUAUUGACAUCUUUAACUACUUCAGUCAUCAGAUGGUAACCAUUCCUCCUGCGGUCUGGACCAAUGCAGCACACAAGCAUGGAGUGCUCUCUAUUGGCACAUUUAUCACAGAAUGGACAGACGGAGCAAAGACAUGCGAGGCCUUCCUUGCCGAUGAGGAGAGUUACCGUGCAGCUGCUGACAAGUUGGUUCAGAUUUCCCACUGCUAUGGCUUUGACGGCUGGCUCAUAAACAUAGAAAAUGUGCUGAGUGAGACCGCGGUGAAUAACACUGGCCCCUUUCUGCGCUACCUCACUGACCAGAUGCACGAGCGUGUCCCAGGCAGUGUGGUCAUCUGGUAUGACAGUGUACUGAAAGACGGCAAGCUCCUCUGGCAGAACGAGCUCAAUGACAACAACAGAAUGUUUUUCGAUGCUUGUGAUGGAUUUUUCACGAACUACAACUGGACAGAGCAGAGCCUGGAGGGAAUGAAGUCUUAUGCCGCUGCUCAGGGACGCUUUGCUGACAUCUAUGUCGGUGUAGAUGUGUUUGCAAGAGGGAAGGUGAUCGGAGGGAAAUUUGAGACCAAUAAGGCUCUGGAGCUGAUUCGGAAGUAUGACCUGUCGACAGCCAUCUUUGCUCCUGGUUGGGUGUAUGAAUGUCAUGAAAAGGUGGAUUUUCGGCAAAACCAAGACAAGUUUUGGAGCUUGCUGUCUGAUUUCCUUUAUAUCCACCGACCGACAUCCAGUCUUCCGUUUGUUUCCUCAUUUUGUCAAGGAUUUGGGAAGAGCCUGUACUGGAGGGGAAAGGUUGAGACAGAGAGGAGCUGGUUCAAUCUGCAUGCUCAGGAGAUCCAGCCUCUGUAUCUCUCGGAGAGCAUGGGGAACGGCGGCUGGCUGAGGACCCGUGGCUGCUCAGAGGAUGCCUGGAUUGGAGGAAGCUCUCUAAUGCUGGAAGGCAUGAUUCCAUCUGGACUUUCUGAUGUCUGUGCGAGGAUAUUUUCUCUACACGUUCCUCUGGCUGCCAGGACGUUUGUCUCUUUUAUCUUCAAGCCACCCGUGGGGGUAAAGGUGUCUUUGGAGCUCAAAACAAUAGACGGUCCUCUGUGCACAUUUGACGGGACAGAGGAAAUAGCAUCUAGAAGUGUCUUUCCUGAAGCACUAGCUGAGAGCAACCAGUUGGUAGAGCAGUUUGCACAGAAUUGUGGACAGUGGACUUCAGAUGGCUGGGCUACCAGAUGUUUCCUGUUAAAAAUGAUUGGUUGCUCAUUGCGAGAAGUGUGUAUUCGCGUUUCCCGAGAUGGAGGAGAUCAAGACAUCAACUUCAACUGCAGGAUUGGAGAGAUUAUGCUGUUGGAUGCAGAUAAUCUUCAAGCGCCGGUGCAGUCAGUUGAAGGCAUCUGUGUCAAUGAUGUGGUGUGGCAGACGGGUGUUUUAAAAGGAGACGGACACACACUGAAGGUACUUUUAAAUGCCACAUUGCGAUGGCAAUAUCCCACCCGGCAGGUCCGCCAUUUCCGGAUUUAUUGGAGGCAUCUGCGUGGUCCUGACCCUCGAAUCCCUUCUGGAGCCUUGACUCUGAUCGGCAGGUCUUACGCCACCCUGUACCGCGUGGUGGAACUGGAGGUUCCUGCUGCUCCGGGUCUCAUAGAGCUGGUGGUGGAGCCCGUCAGCAGAGAGGGGUUCAGUGUGCCAGAAGCCCAGUGGGGCAGACGGACCCUCAGCUACAGCCAGAGUCCUUCAGGCAACCCAUCUCAUUGAUCAAAAACAUGUAAAGGGAGACUUUACCAAAAAAAACUGAAAUUUGCUCACCGUCAGGUCAUCCUUUUAUUUCAGUAGAACUUUAAUGAAGGUUUUUAAGCUUAAACUGUGGUUCUUGGUGAUUCAUAAAAUAUGUCACCGGCUACCAGAAAUAAACAAAACAUAAGUAAAAA